Oncorhynchus masou masou (cherry salmon) is the source of this 1998-nucleotide messenger RNA. RefSeq names its product zinc finger protein 135-like. NCBI's taxonomy places the organism in Eukaryota, Metazoa, Chordata, Actinopteri, Salmoniformes, Salmonidae. The coding region runs from base 234 to 1433 and encodes 399 amino acids. The transcript is spliced from 4 exons. The record is from RefSeq and is a predicted model, not a curated record. Gene Ontology annotation, molecular function: DNA-binding transcription factor activity, RNA polymerase II-specific; RNA polymerase II cis-regulatory region sequence-specific DNA binding. Gene Ontology annotation, biological process: regulation of transcription by RNA polymerase II.
AGGAAGAUGCCGUAAUUUUGAAAGAAGAGGAAGAACCUUUUGGAGUAAAAGAGGAAGAGGAGGCUAUCUCAAUUAAAGUGGAGGAGGAAGACGUUUUGGGAGUGAAAAAGGAUGAGGCUGAAGAUUCGAGUAAGACCAGAGAGAGACAUGACUAUGGUGGAUCCUCUGGGGAGCCUCAACAACCCCAUGAAGCUGAAGAGGCAGAGAAGAGUCUCUCCAGAUCAGAACACCAGAUGGACAACGCUAGCCCUUCCUUCCUCCCGGAGUCCCCGUGGCGUGCCUCUCCCGGUAGCACCUUACUGCUGGGUAUGAAGAGGUUGUCUGUGCUGCUGGUGGACUGCAGGAAAACAACGGGGCUGAGUGGAACUGUGAGAGGAGGAGAAGAGAAGAAAGGAUCAGAUUUGACUCAUCAAAGUGAAAGACCAGACUCAGAAGAACCAGAGCCAGGGACGUCCAAACCAACAAGACGACACCAGUGCUCCCACUGUGGAAAGAGUUUUAACCUCUUGUGGGAGCUGAAACAACAUGAGAGAAUACACACAGGGGAGAAGCCUUUCCACUGCUCCCAGUGUGGAAAAAGUUUUAGCCAUAAAGGAACCCUGAACAAACACGAGAGAAUACACACAGGGGAGAAGCCUUACCACUGCUUCCAGUGUGGAAAGAGUUUUAACCUGUUAGGGUCUCUGAAACGACAUGAGAGAUUACACACAGGGCAGAAGCCUUACCACUGUUCCCAAUGUGGAAAGGGUUGUAACCUCUUAUGGGAGCUGAAACAACAUGAGAGAACACACACAGGGGAGAGGCCUUACCACUGCUCGCAGUGUGGAAAGAGUUUUAACCAGAAAGGACACAUGAAAGCUCACGAGAGAAUACACACAGGGGAGAAGCCUUACCGCUGCUCCCAGUGUGGAAAGAGUUUUAGCCGGUUAAGGAACCUGAAAGUUCACGAGAUAAUACACACAGGGGAGAAGCCUUACCAGUGCUCCCAGUGUGGCAAGUGUUUUAACCAGUUAGGGGCCAUGACACAACACGAGAGAAUACACACGGGGGAGAAGCCUUACCACUGCUCCCAGUGUGGAAAGUGUUUCAACUGGUCAGGGGAUCUGAAAAAACAUGAGAGAUUACACACAGGGGAGAAGCUUUACCACUGUUCCCAAUGUGGAAAGGGUUGUAACUUAUUAUGGGAUCUGAAACAACAUGAGAGAACACACACAGGGGAGAAGCCUUACCACUGCUCACAGUGUGGAAAUAGUUUUAAACUGAAAGGACACCUAAAAGCUCACCAGAAAAUUCACACGGGGGAGAAGCCUUACCACUGCUCACAGUGUGGAAAGUGUUUCGGCAGGUCAGGUGAUCUGAAGAAACAUGAGAGAAUACACACAGGGGAGAAGCCUAACCACUCCUCACAGGGUGCAAAUCUUUUGCCCAUUUAGGAAGCAUGAAAGAACACAUGAGACUGCACACAGAGGAGAAAAGCUCAGACUGUGGGAAAACAUAUUGCUCAUAUUACUCGUAACAUAUUACACUUAAACGUCAUUAGAGAAUCUACACAGGAGAGAUAAAUUCUCUUAGCGUGUAUAGUGAUAUUUCACAUCACAUUGACUUAACAUUCAUCAGAGAACAUACACAGUGCUCCCGUUGUCUUAUAUUGUUGACUGAUAAUGUGUUUACCUGUUUUUACCAUAUGAAAUUGCUUCUUCCAAUUAUUACCUGUACCUGUUAAGAAACUGACUGUUGGAACUGUUAAGGCUCCAUGGAUUGAUGAGGAAUUUAAAAAAUGUAUGUUUGAAAGAGAUGGGGGAAAAGGAGUGGCUAGUACGUCUGGCUGCACAUCUGAUUGGCUGAGAAAUGAUGUGACCAAACUCAACAAAAAGAAGAAGAAACUUUAUUAUGAAGCCAAGAUCAAUGAUAUAAAGAAUGAUGGGAAGGAAACAGUGAGCAAUUAUAUUCAUGCAUAAAAAAAAAAAUAAAUGAAAGAAAAGCAGUUGCAAGUUUGAA